UGAUGUAGCAAGAAGAAGAAUAAUAUUCAUGUCUUGAGGAAUUCUUUAUUGACAGUUGCAGAUUUGGGUAAGCAUUAAGAUCAUUUUUAGAGAUUAUGAAGAUGCAAUUGGAUGCUUUGAAGAUAAUGUUGAUUUAUUUUGGAUUGACAUUAAUUAAAAUAAUUGCAUUCGUAUUUAUGAAUAAUAUAAUUGUUAGAUAUGGUAUCUGCUAAUGGUCAUAUAACUAUUCUUGAAUAAAUAAUCUCGUACUCUCAAAAAAAAAAUAUUGAUCUACAUAAAUUAAUAAAUCAUCAAAAUUAAUAUGGUUGUACUCCUUUACGUAUAUACAUAUGUAUAUUAAAUUAGAUUGGGCUGUUUUAAAUAAUUAAUUAGCAAUUAUAACAGUAUUAUUAUAAAAUGGUGCAGAUAUUACCAUAAAAAACUUAAAUGGUUUGACAUGCAUAGAUGAAGCUAUCUCACUUGAUAAAGCAGAAGUGAUAGUAAUACAAUUUAAUAUUCUAAGGAAUUAUUAUCAAAAAAUAUCUCUUUAACAGAAGAUUAAUAAUUAACUUUUAAUGAAGCAUCAGAAAUUAUAGAAAAAGAUGAAGAAGAUUAAGUUGAAUGA
This is a messenger RNA of Paramecium pentaurelia, 604 nucleotides long. NCBI's taxonomy places the organism in Eukaryota, Ciliophora, Oligohymenophorea, Peniculida, Parameciidae. The record is from the annotation of a GenBank genome assembly.